Paramuricea clavata is the source of this 8454-nucleotide messenger RNA. The record is from the annotation of a GenBank genome assembly. Lineage: Eukaryota; Metazoa; Cnidaria; Anthozoa; Malacalcyonacea; Plexauridae.
CUGAACUUCUUUUAGUGGUAUACUGGUGCAUGGCUCACAACUGAUUGGAAGCUUGCAUGGUAACUGAAGAGAAAACAAUGAUAUAAUUCAUAAGAUGUUAACAGGUAAUUUUUCUUUUAACUUCUUGUAACUUCUUCUCAACAUGAUUUUAGACCCAAUCAUUCCACAGUUACUGUAAUGUUGGAAAUUACGAACAAAUGGUUUCAUAAUAUUGAUAUCGGCCAAUUAAAUGGGUUGGUAUUUCUUGAUCUUAAGAAGCAUUCGAUACUGUAGAUCAUGAAAUACUACUAAAUAAAUUACAUCUUUAUGAGGUAAAAGGAAUUGUUCUUAAUUGGUUCAGAUCUUACUUAUCGAACAGAAAGCAACAUUGUCGGGUAAACAAUCACCUUUCCCACCCUACCUAGCUGUUGACUUUAGUAAGUCCUAGAUGAAGAUAUGUUGUGUAGGAACUUCAGCGUUUUCUCGAAAACGAAGCGUUUUAAAACAAUUUAUUAAAACAAACUCACUUUGAAAACGAUUUAAUUGACGUAGAGCAAACUCGUCAUCAUGUAUGAAACAAUCAAAGUGAUAGAUUUCGUAUUCAACCCUACUGUAUUUCGACUACGGCCUACGCAAAUUUGGCUUUAUGCUUUCAACUGUAUCUUCAGGAAGAGCAGUAAAACAAAGGGUUUUGGUUUGGAACUUUCUUAACCUUCUAUGUGCGACAAACCAUCCCAUUUUGGCAAUCAGGUCUAGGGCUCUGUAUUAACUGCAUACAUCUCCCCACUGCCAGAACGAGCAUGGAUUUUGAGCGUUUGAAGAAUGACCGUACAUAUUUAAUAUUUAACCGUUCGUACGUUUGCCGGAUUUUUAAUUGUUGGACAAACAGGCACUUUUUCAAAAAGCAUUUUUAAACAAGUAGCAAUUUUCAUCUCGGCAAACGAACUCACAGCUAGGUUUCUGUCCACAAUUAAAACCAAAAUGUACCGUUGUUUGUAGCUGAACAGGCUGAAUAUAUUCCGUAUAGGGACUCCAUUAAAUUAGCAUCUGUAACAUGUAAUUUAACAUAUUUAGUAAGCGUUGCCUAUUAUGAUUAGAAUCCUGACGUGGUGCUUGCGCGCCCUUACUCUAGAGCGUCAUGUCACUUGUGUACCAGGGCGCAGUAAAAGACGGGCGGCGAGACAGACAGCGCCCCUGAUUUACAUGUACGUAGCAUAAUUAAUUCAGUUGACAGUUGUGAUUUGACAACGCACGUAAGAUUUUGUCAUUUAUCUUUAGCACAAGUUAAUGGUUAUUUUUGCAAACUCUAAGUAGCUUAAUGGUUAUUUUUACAUUUUAUUUGAUUAUUGUAUAUUAUUUUUUUACAUUCAAGAGUUUUGCUUUAUCAGGAAUGAAUUCGUCCAAGGAACACAUAAACUGGAUAACCGUUGGAGAAGUGAUCAAUCUAAUUAAGAAACCUGUCGCUUUGUACACCACCCAUAUCGUGAAAAGAUGGCAUGUCACACUGUGUAAAGAUUGCCUUCCAUUUGGGCAAUGCCCAAAUCCUGGAAAUUGUCAAAUGAAAAAGAAGCCUGUCGACCUUUGCCGCUCUUGCAAUGGAUGGUACAAAGAGCUGGCCAAAUCACAUCUAAAUAAAGAUAAACGAAAGAUUGAAUGGCGUAAAAACUGCGACACAUCAAAGUUGCCUGUUGAUCCAUGGGAGGUAGCUAAGUUCUUCAUGCCCGUCCUUGGAGACAACAAGGGCACCGUUAUUGAAGCAGAAUCCACUGAUUUAGCACAUCUAUUGAACGUUCUUGUAUGGAUGAAAGAUGUAGCUUUUGCUCCAGACAGGCGUGUGGAUCGCGAUCUCGUUAAUGAUCUUCGUUCAGGAGUUAGAAACCCUUGGGCGCAUGCACCAAACCAAGAAUUAGCUGAUGCUGAUUUUAACAACGCUUUUGAUAUUGCCAAUAAGUUUGUUGCCGACCUUGAUAAUGUUUUUAGCUGUAACGAAGUCAAGAAAUGCAUAGGGGAUAUCAAGUUAGUACAAACUAACAAAAUAAGCAAUGUUGUAGAAGCCGAGUUAAAAGCUCUGAAUUUACUGCGCGGUGUGUUAGGUGCGGAUGUCAGCCAGUUAAAAGGAGAGAUAAAGAAUUUAAAAGAAGAUCAAAGCUUCGACAGACAAGUUAUCAAGGAACAGGAAAGAAUGUUAGAAAAUUUGGUAAAUUGCACAAAGGAAUGCUCAACAAGAAUGGAUCGUUUUGAUGAGUUGUUUUGCCGAGAAAUUAGUGAAAUUCGUGCUGACAUCAAGUCAUUACAAGGAACUAAUGAUCGGUUUCAACAAAAAAGCUGUUUACCUGACAAACCGCCAAAAAUUUUUGGACGUGACGCCGAAGUGAAGAAAAUUGUUUGUUCCUUGGUGGAUGAAGGCUGUGGAAUUGUUUCAAUUGUUGGUGGACCAGGGUUUGGCAAAAGCACUAUCGCAGUCGAAGUUUCCCAUCAUUUAAGCGAUAGUCAUGAUAUUGAAGUCAUUUUCUCAUUUCUAUCAAAUGUUUCCACUGUGCCUGAAGUUAUUCAACGUCUCUGUCGUGACGUUGGCGUGAAUCCUGGAGACGAUCCUGAAUCAUCGUUGAUAUUUUGGUUAAAAAGUAUUGAGAAGAAAGUUGUCCUUGUCAUGGACAACAUUGAGCAGCUGCUUGAAAGCAACGUGAUAUCUCUGUUUACUGAGUUGAUGGCUACGCUCAGAAAGAAUUCACGGCGACAGUUGCAGAUCCUGACAACGACAAGAACCGAAUUCUCAAUUCCUGAUCGAACUACCGAAAACGUUCAUGUACGAGAGUUGGAUAAAAAUGCUAGUGUCGAACUUUUGAGAACGUUUUGCCGCAAUAAAGAAGUAAAAGAUGAAAUCCUGUCUGAUUUGGCUAAGCUGUGUGGUUAUGUUCCUCUAGCUUUGUGUAUCACAGGAUCUAGAAUUCCACGUCUAAAUGAUCCUGCUGAAAUGAUUAAAUGGUUAAAAGAGAAGCCUAUGAAAGCCUUGCAGUCAACUGACAAAAGCCAAUGCGUCCGAAAAGCCAUCGAGUUUUCUUUUCAAAUGUUGAGUAGUGAAGACAAGAAAGCGUUGGUUCGUCUUUCGGUGUUCAAUGGAAAUUUUCAAAGAAUGUCUGCUGAAGAGGUAAUUGAUAGAGAUGAUUUCGAAACGCAAGAUUUGUUAGACCAGCUCGUAGCUCGAAGUUUAAUACAGAGUAGCAGCGAUAACCGUUUCGUGAUUCACUCGCUUAUUCGACGGUAUCUGGCCGAUCAUGAACAACUUCAAGAUGAAAAGGCAGUAGCACAAGGAUUGAUGGUGAAACAUUUUCUAAAGAUGUGCCAUUUGUGGACUAUAGAUUCUUAUACCAAAGAUAGAUUUAUCGAUGCCCGAGAAAAAUUGAAGACGGACAGCCACAAUGUUGAGGAAACGUUAAAAGUUUGCUGCCAAGAUCCAAACGUCGUCGAGUUGUUAGUAAAUAGUGAUAUUUACAAGUCUUCAUCCACGUUCUUUUACCGUUUCUGCCGGUAUCUUCUUCCGCAAAUUAUUUUGAGGAAUUUUCAGGAAUCUUGUAUUAAUCUGGCGAAAACUCGAAAGCAACUAACCAUUGCGAUCACAUUUCAAUGUUUGGUAGCAGGUCAAGAAGGUCGUAAAUCUGCAUGGAAAUCUACUGAAUAUCUCGACAUGAUGGAGGCGAUCAAAGAUGCUUUAGACCAAAAUAAAGCGGUGCUGAAAGAGGAUAGGUCCGUAUAUAGCUAUUGUUACUAUUUUUAUGCCCGAUUUCAUUCUAGCCAAGCAAAUGUUACACCAUGUCCUGAUCUAGAGGAAGAUGACCUUUCGCCUUUACCUGAAAACAACGAUCGAAGCCCAAUGAAGAAUGCUGAAGAGACACUUAUUUUAAUCCAGCGUGCACGUUUGAACAAGAAACGUGCAGUGAAAGUAUUUCGUUCAGAUAAAAAAAAGUACGAGGAUUACAUGAACUGUGCAAAAUCAUUUUACGACCAAGCCUUGUCGACAGCGAAAGAGUUCUUGGGCGAUCAUGAAAUAACGUGUAUUUGUUAUAAAUUGUUAGGAGACUUAUACUUACAUUGGCGGAAGAACGAUGAGGCAAUGGAAUAUUAUUCUGAUGCAAUAAAACUGAGGAAGAAACUACAGCUUGAUUCUAAUGAGGCUUUUGUGUACUUGCUCAAGAAUUAUGGGUUAUGUUUACGUUUUCUUCGCCGCUUUGAAGCUUCAGUGGAAAAUUUAAACGAGGCAUGUGACAUAGCUGAUAAACUCGCUGAGAAGCACACACCUUGUAGAGCAAAUGUGUUAUAUCAGUUGGCAAACACGUAUCGUGCCUGGAAACCUGAUUGCCAAGAAUCCGCGAAAUACGCUAAAGAGGCAAAGGAGAUGCAAGUGUUGUUGGACCCACGCACUGUAAAAUCAUUGGAAGAUAUUAUAAAAACGGCAGAAGAAUACAUGAAAGAAAAAAACCUCAUCAGGUCAUUUCAAAAUAUCGUGAAUGUUGUUAGAACUGAUCGACAGCUCCAACAAAACAGCAGCAUACCCGACAAACCACUGACAUUUGUUGGGCGUUGCGCCGAAGUAAACAAAAUUAUUUAUUCCUUGGUGGAGAACGGCUGUGGAAUUGUCUCGAUCGUUGGUGGACCAGGGUUUGGCAAAAGCUCCAUUGCAGUUGAAGUUUCCCAUCAUUUAAGCAACAUGCAUGACAUCGUCGUUAUUUUCUCAUUUCUAUCAAAUGUUUCAACUGUGCCUGAAGUUCUUCUACGUCUCUGUCUUGAUGUUGGCGUUAAUCCUGGAGAAGAUCCUGAAUCAGCGUUGUUGUUUUGGUUAAACAAUACUGAGAAAAAAGUUCUCCUUGUUAUGGACAACAUCGAGCAUAUGCUUGAAGAAGAAGUGAGAUCCGAAUUUACUGAGUUAGUGGUCACGCUCCGCAAGAAUUCACAGCAACAGUUGCAGAUCCUAACAACGACAAGAACCGAAUUCUCAAUUCCUGAACAAACCACCGAAAACGUACAAUUAGGAGAGUUGGACGAAAAAUCUUGUGUCGAACUUUUGAGAAAGUACUGCCCUAAUACAGAAGUAAAAGAUAGUUACUUGUGUGACUUGGCGGACCUGUGUGGUUUUAUUCCUUUGGCUCUGUGUAUCGCUGGACCUCGAAUUGCAGAUCUUGAUGAUCCUUUUGAGUUGAUUCAUUGGCUAAAAGAGAAGCCUGUGAAAACUUUGCUGACCUCUGACAAAAGCCAGUGUGUCCGAAAAGCCAUUGAGUUCUCUUUCCAGCAGUUGAAUGAUGAUGAUAGGAAAGCGUUGGCUCGCCUUUCGUUGUUCAAUGGAAAUUUCCAAAGAAAGUCUGCCGAAGAGGUAAUUGAGAGAGAUGAGUUGGUCACACAAGAUUUCUUAGAGCAGCUUGUUGCUCGAAGUUUAAUAAUGCAGAGAAGCAGUGACAAGCGCUUCCUGAUUCAUUCACUUAUUCGACGCUUUUUGGCCGAUCAUCAUCAAUUUCAAGAUGAAAAGAUUAUAGCACAAGGGUUGAUGGUGAAGCAUUUUCUGAAGAUGUGUCAUUCUUUAACAAUGGAUUCUUUUUCCAAAAAUGGAUUUACUGAUGCGAGAGAAUCAUUGAAGAUGGACAGUCACAAUGUUGAGGAAACGUUAAAAGUCUGCUGCCAAGAUCAAGCAACAAACCUGAAUCCAAACAUCUUCGAGUUGUUAAUAAAUAGUGAUAUUUACAAGUCUUCAUCCAGGUUGUUUUACCGUUUCUGCCGGGAUCUUCUUUCACAAACUAUUUUGAGGAAUUUUCAGGAAUAUUGUAUUAAUCUGGCGAAAAUUCGAAAGCAACUAACCAUUGCGAUCACAUUUCAGUGUCUGGUAGCAGAUCAAGAAGGUCGUAAAUCUGCAUGGAAAUCUACUGAAUAUAUCGACAUGAUGGAGGCGAUCAAGGAUGCUUUAGACCAAAAUAAAGCGGUGCUGAAAGAGGACAGGUCCUUAUAUAGCUAUUGUUACUAUUUUUAUGCCCAAUAUUAUUCUAAGCAAGCACAUAUUACACCAUGUCCUGAUCUAGAGGAAGAUGACCUUUCGCCUUUACCUGAAAACAACGAUCGAAGCCCAAUGGAGAACGCUGAAGAGACACUUAUUUUAACCCAACGUGCACAUUUGAACAAGAAACGUGCAAUGAAAGUAUUUCGUUCAGAUAAAGAAAAGUACGAGGAUUACAUGAACUGUGCAAAGUCAUUUUCUAGUCAAGCUUUGUCGGCAUCUCAAGAGUUGUUCGGCGAUCAUGAAUUAACGUAUAUUUCUUAUAAAGCAUUAGGAGAUCUGUACUCACUCUGGCGGAGAAACAAGGAGGCGUUGCUGAAUUAUUCCGGUGCCAUAAAACUGAGCAAGAAACUAAAACUUGAUUCCAACGAGCCUUUUGUGUACUUGCUAAAGAGUUAUGGGUUAUGCUUGUCUUUUCUUCGUUACUUUGAUGAAUCAGUCGCAAUAUUAAACGAAGCUCGCGACAUAGCUGACAAACUCGCUCAGAAGCACUCCCCUUGUAGAGCCAAUGUCUAUUGUGCGUUGGCAAUAGCGUAUCGUGCCUGGAAACCUGAUUGCAAAGAAGCCGCGAAAUAUGCUAAUGCAGCAGUUAGGAUGGGAGAGUCGUUACACAGCGUAAAAACAAUGAAAGACAUUAUUAAAACAGCAGAAGAACACAUGGAGUGAGAGAUCGCUCAACAAUGUUUCGACGUCAAUUCCUUUUUUGAAAAUAACGUUGACUGGCUUUUGUAACACUGCUCCAAGAAUUAUGAGCAGUUUAUUUUAUUUUUUAUGCAUAAACGUCACUAAUUCGGUUACCUUAUCAAUGAUCAGAUAUGACAGCAUCUUUCAAGUUUGCAUGAGAUAAACGUCGAAUGGAAAACUGGUUUAGAUAAAUCAUCUGACAGUUUACUGAAGUCUUCUUUAACAGACAAAAAAAGAUUUCGUAACAAAAUCAACCGGCUAAUUGUAAUGCCAUGAAAGGUGAAUGGAGCUGUUUUUCCUUCGAAGAAUAUUCGAACAAUAACGUUCUAUCUAUUGUAAUGGUACCUCUAGAACAUUUUUCAGUAGGAGCCUUUGACUCCUUUCCUCAUAGAAGACUCUUUAAUCUGACUGACGUCCUUAGCUAUAAUACGGAUAUUGCCGAGUGGUUUGUAAUCCAGAGAAUUGUACUGCUUUUUAUCGUGAUUUAACUUCAAUGUGAAAAUGAUCUGAGUAUUAUUUAACUGCGACAAAUGUGAAAUUUAAGAGUAUAUGGAAAAGGACGCACUCCCCCACCGUUAAUCCCUACACCAUCACCCAUGCACCUGCUGUUCUGGUUCGCUCAUACAAAAAUUUCGUCAUCGUAGUUAAUUAACAAUACCUAAUUAACAAUACCGAUCUAUCCGUUUAAUUUUCAAUUGAAGCUAAUAUCCUGAUGCCAACCACAGCAGAAGUUCGCCUUGGUAUAUAAAUUGUCUUCAAAUAUUGAAAUGAUACAUUUAAUCUGCAGCUCGAAAAAUGCAUCCAAAUCUUAAGUCGCAGAGCCAGGAGCUAUACCGAAAGUUUGGACCCAUAUUCAGUACUAGUUUAUUGUUGUCGUACAUCAUUAUUUAGAGACUAAUUCUAUAAUCGCAUUGUGCAACUAUGGAUCGAACAAUCUACCGAUUGAAGUCCGUAAAUCAGUUACUUUGAAACCAGUUCCCUUGAAACCCCAAUAUAUAUUUCAAUCAGUUAAAUAACAUUUUUUAUAAUAACUGACUAAUCACGUGGAAGGCAAUAUGUCCUUAUUGUAGGUCUACUGGCAAACCUCUCUGCUGUUGAGAGUUGAGAAAUGACACUACUUAGCAUUUGGUUUCCUGUUUCUAGCCCUUGAUUUUUAAUAUUUAGCCGCAUGAUUUGGCCAUUAAUAUUAUUGCCAUCUUUCAACAUUUGAUAUCAAGAAAGGUAACAUCGCCAUUGGUAAAGGUUCAUGAAUUUUCAGAUGAUUGAAAAGUACAACUCUAAAGCAUAGUAUACGAAAAAAAACGAUGGUUUUAAAGGAAAUCUGUGAUUGAAUUAGUACCACAGGAAACGCCAGAUUAGACGCACAUGUACGUAAUUUUCCAGUUAACCCCAAAUCAGUCGUAGCCUAUGUAUGAAAAUGAGAAGAAAUGUAUGUGUGACCAAUCAGCAAUUGGAGACAUAUAUACAACAAAAAUUUACACCGUCGAAGUACCCAAAGACAAUGGCUUGGAUAAUGGAUAAAUGCAAUGAUAUCGUUUUCAUUCGUAAAAUCUGCUUUCCUUUCCCUUCAAGGGGCGAGAAGAUUAAUAAAGAAACAAUAUGUUGCGAAAGAAACAGACAAGUUAAUUUAUUUGACAGACAGGGAAAUUGUAGGAACAAUUUUGGCUGUUGUUUAGCUUUUUAUCCAAAGGAAUGUUUGAUUUCACAAUUUUCAACCAAAUGACAAUUUUAAACACUAUAAUAUAGAUGAAAAA